AUGUCCGGGUAUAUGGGCAAGAUCUUCACGGCCGUCUCGGCGGCCCUGGAGUUCAACACAGCCACUCUGUCCGGCGCAAUUGAUAUCGUCGUUAUCGAAGACGAUCAGGGGAGGCGGCUUUGCUCUCCCUUCCACGUUCGUUUCGGAAAGCUCCAACUCCUUAAAUCACGCGGUAUUCCUGUCGACAUCGAGCUCAAUGGCCAGCGCACGGGUCUCCGCAUGCUUCUGGGAGCAGCUGGAGAGGCCUACUUUUAUGAUCCGAAGUACGGGCAAAAGCACACUGGCGACAAAAAGCAUCCUGACAAUCAUUCUUCCUCACCGGCUGUGCUUGCCGAGGAACUCAGAGCAGAGACGGAGAAGCUUGAUAUCCCGUCCAUAACUUACCCGCCGUCUGAGUCUGACGCCGUGAGCGCACUGCUCAACUCUCCGUCAAUGCACAGUCCAACAAAGCCUCCUUUCUCGUCAGACAUGGAUGUAAGCAACCCUUCAGGAAGUGGAGAGCUGCCGAUGGCGAAGAGCGAUGGGAGCGGUAUUAAGAAGCUGUCGGGCAGCUGGUCUAACCUCACGAGCCAUGUCGUUGAGACAACAACUAGUGAUUACCCUUUUGGAUAUAUUUCAGAUUCGGAAGUAGAAUUAACUCGCAAGGAAAGGGCAGGAACGACGGAAGUUGUCGACGAGCCCCGUUCACCUCCGAUACUUCCCUCGCAGCGGAAGUGGAGUUACAGUGUAGCCCAGAAACCCCCCACUACACACUUGUCUGAAUUGUCAGAUGAGUCCCCCGAGAAGAAACCAACUGCACCUGUGUCGAUUUCUAACGAAGGCGGCGAUACUUAUGAGGACCAAAAUUCAGCCCUUUUCGGUCUGCCUGCGUCGCCUCCGAAUCGCCACUCAAGAGAAAUAGAUGGGGUUCACGCAGAAAAGAGGAGCCAGGGCAAAUCACCAACAUCACCACAGGACGAACCUUUCAAGGAAGAAGUUGAGCAACAAAUUGAACAUAAGAUGGAACACAGUGAAUUAGACCAGAUCACUCGUUCCCCAAAGAUGCGAGAGUCACUUACAGUUUCAGUCUCUAUUAGCGAUAUCGUUGGGGAGGAAGAGGGUAAGUUAGACUGCAAAAGUGUCGAUGGUUAUGAAGCUGAUGAAGAUGAGGUCCAUGAUUUGCAGGAGCAGGUUGCCUAUGUCUUAUCCAGGCCACAGUCCUCGCCCGUGGGAAGGCGACCGAGCAAAAUAAGUCCUCCCUUAGUGCCGUCUAUCGGCAAAAUGACAAGACAACGGCAAGAUUCCCCCAGUAUUGGUAUUGAGCAUGACAAAGAGUAUUCUCUCCUGCAGGAUGGUUUGAUGUCUAUGUCGUCAUGCGGAUCUCUGCUUAGUGAUGACAUGGAUGAAGCCCAAAUAAUGGAACUCUUUCAGAGGCACCAAGUAAGUUUUGAGGAGUUUAAAGCUAACCCUAACAUGCUGCACGACCCAUCCCUCUUGUUUUGCAUUGAUAAUCGCCUUGUCGAGCUUCGUGUGGCCGUGCCGUUCAUCUUCGCUGCUCUUUCCUUCAAUAAGAAAAUGGAUAUCGAUCUCCUCGCCAAACUGACAACCCCAACAUCGAAGGAGGAAGAUAAGGUCCCUAAGUCGCCCCCAACGCCAUCUCGUAGAUUCACAUGGUUUGGAUGGGCUUCACCAACAGUCGUAGGCGAACCUCUGCUCCAAGGAGAAGACUUAAAUGUGCUGGAUACAGCUAAUGAAGCAAACAGAAAGGAAAUACCUGACUCCGAGUACCCACCUCAAUCCCAAGCGAUACACGUGUCAACUGACUCUAACGAGAAUUCUGUUGGGAAGAAGCAACAAGAUACUGGAGCUUCUGAUAAUGCAAACAGCGGUACAGAAAGUGUUAACAAGGCAGCUGAACAUGAGAACAAGGAGUUAGAGGAUGCCGGCUUCAGAGAAGUCGCUGACAGCGUCACAGAUGGUCCUAAUGCACGAGCAACAGACCCGGGGUCAAGCAAUAAGCCUGUACCCGAAGAACCUGUAUUGGUAUCCGUAUCGUUCGCCGAUCUGGACCCCGAAUCUCUCUCGCUGCGACCGACUCCCGAAGAACUGAAGCAACUUGAUUUAAAGCCAGGGGCAAACACAAUUCGUUUCUAUGUUGAGUCCAGUGAUGUUGAAUUGAACUGCCGGGUAUUCUUGUGGAGCUGUCAUACAAAGAUUAUCAUAUCGGACGUAGAUGGCACAAUCACCCGAAGCGAUGUGCUUGGUCAUUUGUUACCAGCAGUGGGUCGGGAUUGGAGCCAGGUCGGCGUUGCAGGAUUAUAUUCACAUAUUGAAAAGAAUGGGUACAAAAUGCUGUAUCUAACUGCGCGACCAAUUGGUCAAGCAAGCCAGACGAGGGCAUUCCUUCAUAGCGUCACGCAAGGAAGUGCUAAACUACCCAAUGGGCCAGUCUUGAUGAGUCCAAAUAGACUAGUGGAGAGUUUUACUCGGGAAGUUAUCAGAAGAAAACCUCAAGAGUUCAAAAUUGCAGCCCUUCGAGAAAUCAGAUGCUUGUUUUCUCCGGAUUACAAUCCCUUUCAUGCCGGGUUUGGGAAUAGAGAUACAGAUGUGAUCUCGUACCGAGCGGUGGGCCUCAUCCCGCAACGAAUUUUCGUGGUGAAUCCGAGGGGAGAGCUUGUUGUCAUGAAGGCGAAGUUCGAGAGCGCAGCAACUUACAGCACUUUACAAGAUCUCGUCGAGAGUGUGUUCCCUGACAUCUCCGGCCAUGCCGGGCUGAAAAAGAUUCAGGCGCUGAUGGAAAGCGCAACAUUUAAUGACUGGAACUAUUGGAAGGAGUCACUCCCAGAACUUGACCUUGAUCAAUUGCUAGACCCAACAUAGAUUAACUUGGGCCUGAGGUUCCUAUACAUGUGGAUUGCUUUGGUGCUGUUUUCAGGGUAGUUCUGUGUAGACGGAGCCUUAGAAAUGCCUACCCUCUCUUACGGUGACACUUCUAAAGAACACUCUGACUCUGUAAAGUACUGUCUAGGGCAUUUUGUAAAACAAGGAAGUAUGAGUUUCAUG
This is a messenger RNA of Chondrus crispus (carragheen), 3042 nucleotides long. RefSeq lists its product as hypothetical. NCBI's taxonomy places the organism in Eukaryota, Rhodophyta, Florideophyceae, Gigartinales, Gigartinaceae. The record is from RefSeq and is a predicted model, not a curated record. The transcript has 2 exons. Gene Ontology annotation, molecular function: phosphatidate phosphatase activity. Bases 1 to 2859 code for a protein of 952 amino acids.